UUUUUUUGGGGGGAAGAAUUGGAAAGGAGAAAAGAAGGCGGCUAAACUUCUUUUCCCUGUGGAAUAAAUGAGAUAAAAUAGGACAUGAUAAUUUGAAAGACUUGUUAAUAUUGAUACAAACAAGUUCAAUUUAUAAUAAUGUUAGUCCAUAAGCCACGUGUGAAAUAAAGUAUUUGUAUUUGUAAUAGUUUAAGUAUCCUUCUUGUAAUGAACAAGCUUAUAGAAAAAUCCUUUCUAAUCGUUUCCACUAAUAAACGCAAAGUCCAAUUAUUUUUUCCUUAUAGAGAAUGCUGGUGUAAUAAUAUUUAUAUCUAUGAUAAGAUACAGAAUAAUAAAAUAAAAAGAGUAAUAAUAUAUAAUGAAAAUCUCUUGCUUUUCACUAUGAUGUAGAAGACGAUUUAAAUAUAUAGUUUAUAUUAUAUUCAUAC
This is a messenger RNA of Cokeromyces recurvatus, 428 nucleotides long. RefSeq lists its product as uncharacterized. The annotation marks the transcript as partial. NCBI's taxonomy places the organism in Eukaryota, Fungi, Mucoromycota, Mucoromycetes, Mucorales, Mucoraceae. The transcript has a single exon. The record is from RefSeq and is a predicted model, not a curated record.